GUUUUAUGCGCGAAUUAUCAACAAAUAGUGUCUUCGAUAAUUUUGAUAAAAAAUACGAAGCGAUUAACAUUAUAAAAUUAAUAACUCACUGUUUUAAUACUAAAUAAUCUAAUUUUACUCAUAUGUGCAAUCAUUAGAUAAAAAUUUUCAAAUUUAAAUUGUUACAGUUACAAAUGCUAUAAACAAAACAAUUGUAUCAAUGUCAGUUUUCAAGUUAGUUAUCUUUUAUAUUUCGGCUAGUAAACAUAUCCGUUCCCUUUUUCCAUAUUUAAAUUUUGAACUUUUGGUUAUCGACUAUGUGUUAUAUCAACAAAAUUAAACCUCUGAUUGACUUCGCUGUAACUGGAUCCUUCGUAUUCCGUCGAGUAAACAUCGAAGCUCUCUCAGGAUCUUUCCUGUAAGUAGCAGUGAAGAAUUAAAAAGUUCAUUUCAAUUGCGCGCGUAGUAAUGAAGUAGAGUUUUUGUAUAGCUAAAAUAAAAAUAUCGCCAAGAUAGAAGCAGAGUUUGUUCAUAUGCAAUCGUUAGAGUCAAUGUUUGUUCUCAAAGUUUUUGGUUUUUAGCUGUCGCACAAAUUGUAUUUAUUAAGACAGUAAAGUUUCAUGAAUUAACUUUAGACCGUUCGUUAAAAAAUAUCUACCGCGUAUUAGAGUCAGUGGAUUAUUGAAGAGCAUCUCUACCAAAUUCAAUGCCGACCUAUUUCAUUUUCAACCACCUAUCAAUGAUCCAGAAUCAAUCACUCUCAAUUUCGAUCUAAAUCUUGGACAAGUAUUUUGGAGCCAUUGCAGAACUUCUUAAGUAAAAAACGCAGUUUGAUGGCUUUUUCACAACCAAAUUCAAGAGAAUUGCAAAACCGAAAAAUCUUAGAAGAGUUACAGUUAAAGAAACAAAUGUUAUUGAAACAAGGUGUUGCGCCGACUUUAAAUACAUCAUUAGCUGUUACUUCUACUGGCUCUGCAUCUACUGUGCCUACUACACAAUCUACUGAUGGAGUAGCAAUGAGUGCAUCGCAAAGAGCUGCUUUACAUAAUGCACAUGCAGCAUCUACAGGUUACUUUGUUACACAAGACUCUUCUUUUGGCAAUUUAAUUUUACCAGUUCUUCCAAGAUUUGAUACUAAAUGAAUUCUUGGGUGCAUUUUAUU
Messenger RNA from Vespa velutina, 1141 nucleotides. Its product is annotated as SOSS complex subunit C. The record is from RefSeq and is a predicted model, not a curated record. Gene Ontology annotation, biological process: DNA repair. Gene Ontology annotation, cellular component: nucleus; nucleoplasm; SOSS complex. Bases 813 to 1121 code for a protein of 102 amino acids. Lineage: Eukaryota; Metazoa; Arthropoda; Insecta; Hymenoptera; Vespidae. The transcript is spliced from 6 exons.